Messenger RNA from Monopterus albus (swamp eel), 1934 nucleotides. Its product is annotated as voltage-dependent anion-selective channel protein 2-like. Gene Ontology annotation, cellular component: mitochondrial outer membrane. The transcript is spliced from 9 exons. Bases 323 to 1174 code for a protein of 283 amino acids. Gene Ontology annotation, biological process: monoatomic anion transmembrane transport. The record is from RefSeq and is a predicted model, not a curated record. Gene Ontology annotation, molecular function: voltage-gated monoatomic anion channel activity. NCBI's taxonomy places the organism in Eukaryota, Metazoa, Chordata, Actinopteri, Synbranchiformes, Synbranchidae.
UGUUGUGUUUUUACCCAAAUGUUAGCCAGAUGGUUAUGAGAUGUCCUAUUUAGCCUACUAACUAGAAAACGCCCCCUACCACACUCGCAUGUUUCAAACUCAUUGAACAUAAAGUGGCAGGCUACAGUGAUUAUGCAGUCUUUCUUAUCAUUGGCAAAGGUUAACACCUACAUGAAUAGCAAAAAUUACCAACGUGCAUCAGUUUCACAGAUUCGCCACAGACUUAUAAAAAUUGAUUCACGAAACUGCUUCUUUGAUAUAUCUGUUGUUUUCAUGCAGGAAAAGACGUUAAGACGUGUUAAAUAGCGUGUUGUCGGGCAUAAUGGCAAUUCCUCCAGCAUAUGUAGACCUUGGAAAAUCGGCAAAGGACAUCUUCAAUAAAGGAUAUGGUUUUGGACUGGUUAAACUUGAUGUGAAGACAACAUCUUCAAAUGGAGUGGAAUUUAAAACGUCUGGCUCAUCCAACGUAGACACCCACAAGGUCACUGGAACCUUAGAAACCAAGUACAAGUGGGCCGAGUAUGGGCUGACAUUCACAGAGAAGUGGACCACAGAAAACACACUUGGGACAGAAGUUUGUGUUGAGGAUCAGAUCACUAAAGGCCUGAAACUAACUUUUGACACGACAUUUUCCCCAAAUACUGGCAAAAAGAGUGGCAAGGUCAAGGCAGCUUAUAAAAGGGAAUACAUUAAUGUUGGUGUUGAUGCAGAUCUAGAUUUCGCUGAUCCUACUAUCCAUGGUGCUGCAGUGGCUGGCUAUGAGGGCUGGCUUGCUGGCUGCCAGAUGACCUUUGACACAGCCAAAUCCAAGAUGACCCAGAGCAACUUUGCAGUUGGCUACAAGACUGGGGACUUCCAGCUCCACACUAAUGUAAAUGAUGGUUCUGAGUUCAGUGGAUCCAUUUACCAGAAGGUAAACGACAAACUGGAGACUGCUGUGAAUCUUGCCUGGACAGCUGGCAGCAACGGUACUCGCUUUGGAAUUGCUGCCAAAUAUCAAUUAGACUCCAGUGCCUCUAUAUCAGCUAAGGUGAAUAACUCCAGCUUGAUAGGAAUCGGAUACACCCAGACUCUGCGGCCUGGUAUGAAACUUCAGCUCUCGGCACUGGUCGAUGGAAAGAAUAUCAACACUGGUGGUCACAAACUAGGUCUGGGCCUGGAGUUGGAGGCGUGAAGACCUGCUCCGCUAUUUCAUAAGAAUGAUAAUAUCAGCUGAAUCUGACUGUCAGUGUUCAUGUCUGGGCAGCAGGAAACAUUUUAAAGAGCUGAAGCCAAAACAAAAGAAGAAGCCUGCCAUUCAAAUGGCACUAUCCUCCUUUCAUAGUGGUUACAAUAACUAGUCAUGUAUUAGUCACAUGUACAGUAUUUAUUGAUUAGUUAUGCCCUCUGACAGUUUAUCCUCCAUAAUGAAAAACCCUCCUCUGGGUGUUGCAAGUUGGCUUCACUGACAAUCCAGGAGUCGUUCCAAAAACAGAACCCUGUUAUUUUGCUUAAGUGUGCUAAUGUAGAAUGUAAAUCUGGAGUUAUUUUGCACAGUAGAGUACAAUAUAUAUUUAUUUAAGCAGUUUCUUAUUAACUUUAUUUGCAUAAUUUAUUUAGAUUUUUGAAGCAGUGGUCUGCCAAUAGGAAGGCUUGCCCAAACAAAAUGUGCUUGUCAAGACAGAAGCUCACCUAUUGGCUGGUCUUCAUUUACUUCCCAUGUGAAGCUUAAUUAUGCUGUGUGAUGAGUUUUAGAUCCCCACUACCUUGAAUUUCUGCUUUUAAGUUGUAAGAAAAUGCUAAAUCGAUUUUUAUUUUCCUCAGUGUGACUCGAGUGAAAGAAUAUCAGUGUGAAUCAUCCACUUUUGUUUCUAUUUUUGAGUCCAGUGACCCUAAUCAGGAAACCAGUUGCGUGUUGGCAUGUCUCCGCCUCUGCAAUAAAGUCCUGAAAUCAA